AUGGAUCCAGCUGUUGCACUAGCUUUAAUUGUAUUGGCAGUUGUGUUUUUGAUAUCAUUUUCAAUACUAGUUGUUAUGUGUAAAAGUAGAUAUCAAUAUAAAAGAUUUUUAAAGUCAAAUAAGAAUGGAUUCAAUAAAUUAAAUCAGGAUAAUUGGGAUGAAAUGAUUCAACUAUCUCCUCUUAUAUCACAAGCAUUAGAUAAUAAUCCUUGGUUAGGUGACGCAACAGGCAUUUUACAACAUUGUGUAUCAAUUUUACGUUUAUGUCAUCAAUUAACAGAAACAUUGUCAAAAGUUCCAUCUAAUGAAUUGUUACCAAUGUAUAGUGAUUCUAUAUCAACGUCAACUCAACGUAUCUUAAAAGAUUUUGAUUAUUUUCUUAAAACACUUGGACAAAAGAAUGCUGAUUUAGCUGUUAUUGAGGCAAGAGCUUGUGCUUUGGUUUCAAGCUCUUUUGCAUUGACUAUUCCAUUUUCUUUGAUGUUUCCAAAGAGCAAAAACUCAUGUAAGGCAUUCAUUACGGAAAUGGAAAACCAUACUAGUGUACUAAAAAGUUAUGUCAAGUAUGCUGAGGAAAGAAAUGAAGCAUUAAUUAUUUCAAUGGCCGAUAAUGAAAAUAUUAAAAAUUAUUAUGAUAAUACACCUAAAGAAGAAAAUAAAGAUAAUGAGGAACUUCCAAUUUCAUCUGAUGAUAAUAAUACUAAUAAUGAAGAAAAAGUAUCAUGA
Molecule: messenger RNA, 726 nt
Organism: Strongyloides ratti
Lineage: Eukaryota; Metazoa; Nematoda; Chromadorea; Rhabditida; Strongyloididae
Product: Transmembrane protein 98
Exons: 3
Coding region: 1-726 (241 amino acids)
Cellular component (GO): endoplasmic reticulum
Source: RefSeq, a predicted model, not a curated record